Molecule: messenger RNA, 1058 nt
Organism: Coregonus clupeaformis (lake whitefish)
Lineage: Eukaryota; Metazoa; Chordata; Actinopteri; Salmoniformes; Salmonidae
Product: GLIPR1-like protein 1
Exons: 7
Coding region: 60-902 (280 amino acids)
Cellular component (GO): extracellular region
Source: RefSeq, a predicted model, not a curated record
CUUAAAGGCUUUAAUUGCAUCAAGAAGUUCUUCACCUUUCAAUCAUCUGUAUCUGAAGCAUGGCGCAGCUACUGCUGCUGGGAUCGCUGUGGGUUGUGAUUUUCCUGGGCUCAUCUGUCCCUAAUAUCGAGUCCUCGGAGUACAACCCAUUUCCUGGCAUCACCGACGAGAAGUUCAUCGACGACUGUGUGAGGAUACACAACGACAACCGGUCCUCUGUGAAUCCACCAGCCAGAAAUAUGCUCUACAUGACGUGGGAUGAGGGCUUGGCCAUCACUGCAAGGGCCUGGGCGAGACACUGUGAUUUCCAGCACAAUAUCUACCUGAAAGAGGUCAGUCGGGUCCACCCUGUCUUCUCCUCCGUGGGAGAGAACAUCUGGGCAGGAUACCCGCCCUCCAUGUUCUCCGUCAUGAAAGCCAUGGAUUUAUGGGUCAAAGAAGUUAAAGAUUACUCAUACCAAAGCAAUAAGUGUACACCAGGAAGAAUGUGUGGCCACUACACACAGGUUGUAUGGGCGACGAGCUACAAGGUUGGGUGCGCCGUCCAAAUAUGCCCGAAUGGUGUCGACAGGACUUCGUUUCCUAAUAAAGAGGGAGCCAUAUUUGUUUGUAACUAUGCCGAAGCGGGAAACGUGGUUGGUAUUUUACCAUACCAGAAUGGGAUGGAAGAAUGCAGCUCUUGUGAAGGUGCAAACAAUCAAUGCCAAGCCAAGCUCUGCCACAAUCCAAAACGAGACCAACAGAAAAGUUACAGAUGGACUCCCGACUGGGACCCCGCCCUGGCCACCUGUGGCCCCUCCUGCAUGGCCAUAUUGGCCAUCCGACCCCUGGUCCUCCUCCUCACCUUUGUCGCCGUAUUUGGAGUACACAGAUUGUACCCAAGCAUUUUUUUUUACGAAUAGCUCAGCUGUUUAGAUGAUUGAUUGUCCUGCACUGACGUUGUCAUUGUAGGCAUGCCUUUCUCAAUAUGGUCCUGACUUUUUAAAAUUGCCACAGAGACUCAAACCAAAUUCCCAUUGUGGUACAAUAAAGUGAACUACUACUAAUACUAAAAUGUA